GUUGAUUCAAGUAAAAAGGAUUCAUCCGAUCCUAUGGAAUAUAAGUUUGUGAGAUUUAAAUGCACUUUUGGAUGUAUACGUGCUCCCCGAGGGGCUGGCUUUAGGAACAGAGGGUAAGUCGACUGUGCUUGUAAAUUUUGAAAAUUUUAAGGUUCAAAAGUACUUCAUGUGAGUCAACAAUUAUGGUACGGCGUACAUCCGACGGAUACAAAAUAACAAAUUACCAAACUGUGCAUAACCAUCCAUGCACAGCAAGUUUCAUGUCCACCGAUGUAUCUAGACGUCGGCUAUCAUCUGAAGAAAUGACAGUUGUACAACCGUUCAUUGAAAGGAACACUGAUGUCCAUGAAGUCAUGGAUUUUGCGCAUGAGAAAUUCAGCAAAGUGCUCCUGUAUAAUGAUAUUAAAAACAUGCGAGCUAUGAUGAAUAAACGUAAGUCGUAUCAAAAUAAAUGGGACAGUAGAGUAGAAAUCGGUAGUUUAGAAGACCUUCUUCAUCGACUGAGGCAGACAGGUCCAGUUAGUGUUCUGCAGGACAAUGCAGACUUUGUAUCGAAAAUUAUUUUCGCGCGUAAUGAUAUGAUAGACCUCUAUCAUAAGUUUCCAGAAGUAGUUGGAAUUGAUUCUACCUAUAAAACGAAUAAGAUGGGAUGGCCUUUAUAUCAGUUUGUUGUGACUGAUGGAUUCGGAAGAGGAAGGACUGUUUUGUUUGCUGUUACUAGGAGGGAACGGUUUGCAGAUAUGAAGGAGAUAUUGCAAACGUUUAAGGGAUUUAUGGGUGAUAUAUCGAAAACACAAACAUUCACUGUCGACUGUGCAACUGCACAGAUCAAAGCUAUAAAGGAGGAAUUCCCCAGGUGCAGCAUUAUUUUAUGUCUUUUCCAUGUAUGCCAGGCAUUCAGAAGGAGGUUCCCAAAUCAACGUGUUAAAAAAUGGUUGUAUCGAAUGGCGCACACGCGCAGUUAUGACAGGUUUUGGAAUUACCUCAACCUCAUAAGUAUUAUAGACGCCGAGGCUGGUGCUUACGUUAGAAGGUACUGGCUAAGGACACGGAAAUAUUGGGCCGCAUCAUGCAACCGGUUCACCAUCAGUAUGGGGAACAAUACUAACAACAGAGUGGAGAACGCUCAUAGGCAGUUGAAAAGGUAUUUACGUAAAGGUGAUCCGCUGGAACUGACACUAUGGAAAAUAUGGAGGUGGAUUGACCACACAACCAUACGUAAAAUACAUCAAGGCCAGUGGAUGCUUCGUAAAUACUACAAUUACGAUGUAAGUUUCAAGAUAAUUUACGAUUUCUCCUAGGUGCAAACUUCACUGCAGUCUAAAUUACGGUGUCUCACUCCGUUUGCUGCCCAGAAAGUUGUCUUAGACUUGCAAAGGCGCAUGUUCUUCUUUCUUUCAAUAUCUUCCACCGCAGUCAAUUACGCAGAAGGAAGUCACAUCUUCUUCGUAAACAGAAAUGAGGCGAAAUGCACAUGUUGGACAUACUGUGCAUACAAUUUGCCAUGUGCACAUGUCGUUGAGGCGUUCUUAAACUCAUAUCUAAACUGUGGUAUGUUCCAUUUCUUUAAAUGUUACUCUUAGAUAUUCUGAGAAAUAGUGAGAGGUGGACACGUCUAUAUAACACAGAGGACAACAUUCCGCGAGCCAUCCGCAUAGCACCUGAACCAAACAACGCGUUCCGAAAUGCUUAUGAACGUCUCAGAUGUCGUCUCAUCCGUCUGAACCAAAGAAAUCCAAAUGGUACACUGCAGAAAAUAGACGAGGUCAUUAGAAAUUUAGACGAUAUGCUAACAAAUGAUCCACAAACAACUUUAAGAUUACGGCGUGCCCCUGUUAAUCGAUUAUUCUUGUGAAAAUGUUUGUACUAACUUAUUGUUUCCAUUUGUAUCCAUAAUAAAAACAUGUAUAUCUACAAUGCUGUUACACUUUCUUUCCCUUCAAAUGCCUGAGAGCGACAGUCUAAAGCAUACUUUGGUUGUUUGUUUCGUGAUGACAGCGCUUUACAGUCAGCUAUAAAUUACACCGAUCUGAGCCUUAUUCACUACGUUUUUCAGCCGAGCAUUUCUGGUUCUAAGCAUAUCCUGAAUAAUGUUGAUUAAUACGAUUUAUCACUUAGACCACAGCACCACCAAGCUUACAACAAUUCUAAACUUAUUCUAACCUAUUCCUCGAUAAUGCCUUUUUACGGUCUUAUUUACCUACCGUGUUCUGAAAUGCCACUGGUUGUGCUUAAUAAGAACUGCGUGCCGAAUUGAAUCUUUUCGCUCUGAAGUAACGGCAUUCAAUGCUUAAUAUGUCUUGUCAGGCUGGAAAAACGCUAAUAAGCAAACCCAGUAGGUUUGAUUUAGUGCCAGUCAUGCUGGAAAACCAGCGCACAGUUUCAUGUCAAACAAUGGCGAACAGUUAGGGAGUUUACUUAUUAAAUAAUGUUAGUAUAUUAGAAUAGUAUACGUGAAAUGGCUCAAUGAUUGCAGAUUUGCCAUAAUCUUUAACUACCAACAUAAUAACUGGGAAAUUCAGGCUAAAUAUAAGCUUAAUAGAAGCAUCCAGUGACAAAAA
Molecule: messenger RNA, 2561 nt
Organism: Trichobilharzia szidati
Lineage: Eukaryota; Metazoa; Platyhelminthes; Trematoda; Strigeidida; Schistosomatidae
Source: the annotation of a GenBank genome assembly